Messenger RNA from Humulus lupulus (European hop), 3595 nucleotides. RefSeq names its product formin-like protein 3. The record is from RefSeq and is a predicted model, not a curated record. NCBI's taxonomy places the organism in Eukaryota, Viridiplantae, Streptophyta, Magnoliopsida, Rosales, Cannabaceae. The transcript is spliced from 7 exons. Gene Ontology annotation, biological process: actin cytoskeleton organization; actin nucleation. Bases 582 to 3275 code for a protein of 897 amino acids. Gene Ontology annotation, molecular function: actin filament binding.
UAGUUCCCUCCAACUCCGAAAAACAAGAAGCACCUGAAUCAACAAAACUCUCGAGAAAAAAUAUCCCAACAGAAAACAAUUUCUUUCUCAGAAUUCAAAUCUUAAAAUAUUAUUAUAUUAAUAUAAUAACAUUGUCAGUACUAUGAUACUAGGCUUUAUCUGAGAAUUUUAUUAGAGCUUUGCAUGUCUUUCUGUUUGGUUUUAUUUUGAUAAUAGUUUUACGUUGACUCAUGUCAUGAACGCAUUGCUUUGAUAUAUUUUAUACAUGUUGUAGCAAAAAAGAAAGAUAUAUUUUAUACAUUAACCUGGCAUGGUUAUUUUCUAGGCUCUAAUAUUGGAUUCAAGUUUUCGAGGCCAUUGGCUUCGAAUAAUUCGUGGGUUUUGCGUUAAGUUGAAAAUUUUAGGUGGGAUUUGGCUAAAGUGGAUGAAUUUGAGGUGGGUUGUUGGCAAAGCUGAGAAAUACAUACUUUUGGAAGCUCUCAAAGGUGGCUCCUUUGAGAAAAGUUUCUGUUUGGGGUCUGGGAAAUUUUGAAGGAUUUUCCGUAAUCUUCCACAUUUCGAUGAAAUGAGAAGAGAAAUAUAUGGACGGAUUGGUGAUUUCGAAAGCCAUGGUACUGAGAAGAGCCUUUUAUGUGAUUGUUUGUGUGAUUCUGCUUUGCGCAUUUGUAAUAGGGGACUCAGAAAAUAACAGGAAAACGUUUGAAAAAUUUCACAGAAAUGAAGAUGGUUUUGAUACGCAGGAAACGCACGAAAAAAUGGCAGAACAGGCAUGGAUCCAUUGCAGGAAACUGAUUGAUAGGAAAUAUGCAGUUAAAGAUUGGGACUUCACCACCCCACAAGAAACAAGUAGUGCUUCAAACUCAGAAUUCUUAACAAAAAGAAGUAUUCACAAAGCAAUGAUUGCACUUCCUCCAAAUAGAAAAGAAGAAAUUUUCGAUUGCUUGAGAGAGAAAAAUCUUAUAUUUAAUGCUUCUGAGAGAGAGGCCAUCCUAGCGUGGUUCUUGAAGUGCGUUGAGCUGUUCUUAGGUUGGUCAAAUUCUCCUAGAAGAUAUUUGACAAGCACGGCUGUUCAAACAAUAGUUCGAUCCCAUUCUCCAAAGAGAACAGUAAUAUCACAAGGCCAUUCAAUACGGCAGGAUGUGGCACCAGCAGCACCACCAAAACAUAGUCCAGCACCUUCACCUUCACCACCCCCAGUUGAGGCUCCAGAUCCUUUUUCUAGGCAAGAUCUUAUUGAUUUAACGCCAUCAACUUCUCCCCCAAAGCCCUCACCACAUAAGGCUCCAGUAGAGGUCUUCCCCCCACUGGAUUUUAGUGAUUCACCUCCACCAUCACCACCUCAUAAACAUGCUCCUCCUUCUCACUCAGAGAAAAAUAAUGAGAAUUCAUUGAAGAGAAUCAUUUAUUUCGGAACUGCAGCUGUAAUACUUUUGGUCUUCUCCAUGCUUCUGUGCUGCUGUUUCAAGAAGAGUACCAGAGAUGGACAUAAAAAGGAUGAGAAACCUCUUCUCACCUUGGCCUCAAGUGAUUUUUCUGCUGAUUCAUCACAGAAAUCAAUUAGUAUAGGAAAUUCCAGUAAUAAAGAGUUCAGGACUAGUAGCGGGAAGUUUGUUAUCAAUUUGUCAAUGAAAUCUGAAAAUUUUGAUUCCUCACUUGCUGAAGCAACAUCAAAUGAAGCUUCACUAUCUUCACUAAAACACCCUCCAGGGAAACCGGCUCCUCCACCUCCUGGGCCGCCGCCACCCCCUAGUUCCCGCCCUCCUCCACCUCCCAGGUCUCGCCCUCCACCUGUUCCACCUAAAGACAUCCCUGGCAAAGGUCCCCCUCAUCGCAAAACACACAGUGAUGAUAGCGAUGCUGAAUCUAGAGCACAAAAGGCCAAGUUAAAGCCUUUCUUUUGGGAUAAGACUGUUCUCACAAAUCCUGAUCAAUCAAUGGUUUGGAAUGAGAUCAGUUCAGGAUCAUUCCAGUUUAAUGAGGAGAUGAUAGAGACUCUAUUUGGCUAUAACAAUGACAAAAACAGAAAUGAACGCAAAAAAGAGUCAUCAAAUGGAGAAGCUCCUGUUCAGUAUAUUCAGAUAAUUGAAACUAAGAAAGCACAAAAUCUAGCGAUUCUUUUACGAGCACUGAAUGUGACAACAGAAGAAGUUAUUGAUGCUCUUCAAGAAGGUAAUGAGCUUCCGGUUGAUCUUCUCCAAACUCUCUUGAAGGUCCAACCAACAUCUGAAGAGGAGCUGAAGCUUAGGUUGUAUAGUGGUGACGUUUUAUUACUCGGCCCUGCUGAGCGGUUCCUCAAAAUCUUGGUUGACAUUCCAUUUGCUUUUAAAAGAUUAGAGUCAUUGCUCUUCCUGUGCUCCUUUCAAGAGGAGGUCUCUAGUGUCAAAGAAUCCUUGGAAACUUUAGAGGUUGCUUGCAAUAAACUCAGGAGCAGCAGGCUAUUCUUAAAGCUUCUAGAAGCAGUUCUUAAAACUGGCAAUCGAAUGAAUGAUGGUACCUACCGUGGUGGAGCACAAGCUUUUAGGCUUGACACGCUCUUGAAAUUGGCUGAUGUUAAAGGAACUGAUGGAAAGACAACACUAUUGCACUUUGUUGUGAAGGAGAUCAUCCGUUCAGAGGGUGUCAGAGCUGCUCGAACAGCCAGUGGAAGCAGGAGCAUGUCUAGUGUGAGAACAGAGGAUUUUGCAGAGGAUGUCACUGAGGGAGCAUCCGCAGAGCACUAUCGUAGCCUUGGUCUAGAGGUGGUCUCGGGUUUAAGCAAUGAGCUUGAAGAUGUUAGAAAGGCAGCAGUGGUAGAUGUGGAUUGCCUAACAUCUUCUAUAACAAAAAUGGGGCAAUCAUUGCAAAAGACAAGAACUUUUAUAAAUUCUGAGUUGAAUAGUACGGAUGAUGACAGUGAAUUCUAUCGAACUCUCGCUAGUUUCAUUGAGCAAGCAGAAGCUGAUUCAACAAAGCUGCUAGAGGAAGAGAAGAGGAUAAUGGCUCUUGUGAAGAGCACAACAGACUACUUUCAUGGGAAUGGAGGUAAAGAUGAAGGCCUGCAUUUGUUUGUGAUUGUACGUGAUUUCUUGAUCAUGUUAGAUAAAGUAUGUAGAGAGGUUAAAACUUCAUCAGCAAAGCCUACAAAGAAUUCCAACUCAAGAAAAGACGCACCAGCUAAGCCUACAUCUCCAGAAACUACUCAUUCGCUCUCAGAUGUUCGUCAGCGACUAUUUCCAGCCAUCGCUGAACGGCGAAUGGAGGAUUCUAGUUCUGAUGAAGACAGGAAAUCUUCUUAAUUUUCACUUCAUGAAGGAGGGGCUUGAAAUCUGGCUGCAUGGAGACAAAGAAGAAGACUUGGUUAAGCAGGCAACAAAAUAUGAAGCUUCAAUUUCAUUUUUUGACAUUUUUUGCAUAGUAUAACCUAGUCCCAUAUGAAGGUAACAAAGGAUUUUUAAUGUGUUGAAAAGCCAUAAGUUCCCUCUCCCAAUUUCAACCCUUUGUUUUUUGCCAUUUUUUUCCCUUUCAUUUUACACUCUUGUAAGAACAAAGUGCAAUUUAGUUCAUAGUUUAUUUUUGGAGUAUAUAACUUUUUUCUAUGAAGUGACGGGCUUUUCCA